Panonychus citri (citrus red mite) is the source of this 2031-nucleotide messenger RNA. Its product is annotated as protein maelstrom 1-like. Lineage: Eukaryota; Metazoa; Arthropoda; Arachnida; Trombidiformes; Tetranychidae. Gene Ontology annotation, cellular component: P granule; nucleus. Gene Ontology annotation, molecular function: sequence-specific DNA binding. Gene Ontology annotation, biological process: regulation of miRNA-mediated gene silencing; negative regulation of DNA-templated transcription; piRNA processing. The record is from RefSeq and is a predicted model, not a curated record. The coding region runs from base 164 to 1783 and encodes 539 amino acids. The transcript has 2 exons.
AGUUAAAGCUAAAGAUUAACAAAUUGUAACAAUUUAAUUGUUAACCGAAUUAAAUCAGUUCUUUUCAUUUGUUUCUUUUGUUUCAAUUGUAAUUGAUAAUCGGAUGACCUUUUGGUUAAAUUUUUAUUCAUUUUAAUUGUCAUUCAAUUCAUCUUAAUCGAUUAUGGGGAAAAUUAAAUCAUCGGCUUUUUGGUGGUUUAUGCAUCAUCUUCAGGAGAAAGAGCAUCGGAAAUCCGGACGUGUACCUCCAAUGAGUCAGAUUAAUGUGAAGGCUGGUGAUCUAUGGAAAAAGAUGUCACCUGAAGAGAGACAACCUUUCAUUGAUAAACACGAAAGAUAUAAAUCAGGAUCUCGACCUCCGUUGGUUGAUUUUUCACCCUCCAUGAGACACAGAAAUGAACCUAAUAGAAGACCAGUCAAAGAAGAUCCCGAUACUUCUAGGCCUGAAUCUCGUUCCUCGACAACCUCUAGUUCAACUCUUACUGAAGAUCAGAAUAGAAAGAAAAAAAUUACUGCCGCUUUAAUGAAAUAUAUCGAUGAAACUGAUAUAGAGAAAAUUUUGAAGACCAAAUUUUAUAUUAUCGCUUCUAAUGUUAUGUGUGCCACUAGGAAGGAAAUUGUGGUCGAUGGUUGUAUUACCGAAGAUAUUUACUAUCCAUUGGAAAUUGGCAUCGCUGAAUUUACAAUCGCUGAUGGAAUACUUUAUGCUUUCAACCAAUUUAUCGAUCCAGGACCUAUUCCCAAUAACAUGGCCCGAAUUUGCCAUGAACAUGCAAAGAAACACGAUAUACCUCUAAGUGAUUUCGGCCUUUUCAAAGGUUGUUGUAAGGAUCCUCUUACUCAAGAAUAUAUUCCAGAGCAGAGAAAAGAAGAGUUUGACAGAGUGAUCUGUGAUAUUCAUGAUAUGCUGGUGAAUUCAAUUAUCGAUGAGAUUCAAGAUACUCCUGAACAACCGAUUAAAUUGCUAUUCUGUCAAGCUGAUCAAACUUUCCAAAACAAAGGUGUCCUUAAAACGCUUGGAAAGGAAGCAGGUUACAACGAUUUUGCCGAUAAUAUCGAAGUGCUUGAUGUAUUGGAAUUAUUUUUCUUCCUGUGCCGUAGAAAAGGAUAUAAGGUGAAAGCAUUUCUUUUGGAUAUUCUAGAAUGUAGUAAAUUUAACUACGAUGGUCGAUGUGAAUAUCAUUCUAGCACCGAAUCAUCUUAUUGUGCCAUAACCGUUGCCAUGAAGUAUUGUUGGCUCAUGUUUGAGAAAUUAAGUGAGCUGUAUGAUUUUAAAUUAACAGAGAAACACAAGCCACCCGAAGAGAAGAAGAAAGAAAUUAAAACAUCAGAAGAUUGGCUCACAUGGGAAACUGAGCCACCACCGAAAUCAUCUACCAAGAGGCGAUAUUAUUGUGAAGAUUUCGAUGAGCCAAGACGACCAACUAAAGUUCAACAUUCGGUUGUUUGGACUGAAACGCUUGGUCGAGGAACGAGUAGACAUCGAGAUGUUCACUCAGCUAAUAGAUCAGCUGAUUCGGUGGUUUUCGCUUCAACCGAUAUUCGGGAAAGAAACAGAGAUAUCAAAAUGGAACCCGAAACAGAACCAAUUGCAGGUCCAUCACAUCGAGUCGACGUUAGGCCAAGAUUACCCGGCGCUCAACCAGUAGUUUCAGAUCCAUUUAAAGUUUACAAGCCUCAGAAAAAUUUAGAAUCAAAGCCUAGACCAGUACCACCUCCUACUCCUGAAACAUCAAGGCCACUUGGUAGAGGCCGAGGUCGAGAUCCAAGACCAAACAAUUAAAACAUUCGAGCGUUGAAAAGCUAAUCAAUUUGCAAGACCAAAAUGUUCAAAAGUUUUUUUUUUCUUCUCAUCAUCUCCAUACGUUUGUCCAAUCAUCAAUUUUCAGACAACAUUUACCAUGAAUUUCGCCGUCAAUCUUCCACUCAUUUAUUAUUGAAAUAUUUUCACAUCUUAAUACUAGUUAAUAGCUUGUAAAUUCCACCAAUAAUCUAAUAUUGUUAAUAAAUUUUCUACUUGAAUAAUUAAAA